CCGCCGCCGCCGCCUCCUCCUCUCCGUCCCCGCCGUAAAUGGGAGGUCUUCCCCGGGCGCAACCGCUUCUACUGCGGCGGCCGCCUCAUGCUGGCCCGGCACAGCGGCGUCUUCCUCCUCACGCUCGGCCUCAUCGUGGUGACCAGCGGCCUCUUCUUUGCCUUCGACUGUCCCUUCCUGGCUCGUAACCUCACCUUGGCCAUUCCUAUCAUUGCUGGCAUCCUGUUCUUUUUUGUCAUCAGCUCUUUGCUACAGACCAGCUUCAGAGACCCUGGUAUCUUGCCUAGAGCCACGGCCAGUGAAGCUGCAGAUUUGGAGAAAUGGAUUGACAACUUGGGCACCUCCACUUAUAGGCCACCUGCACGCACCAUGGAAGUUGUUAUAAACAAAUACAUGGUGAAGUUGAAAUAUUGCUAUACUUGCAAAAUGUUCCGCCCUCCUAGGACUUCCCACUGCAGUGUCUGUGACAACUGUGUAGAACGGUUUGAUCAUCACUGUCCUUGGGUUGGCAACUGUGUGGGGAAGCGGAACUAUCGAUUCUUCUAUGCCUUCAUCCUCUCUCUCUCUUUCCUGACAGCCUUCAUUUUUGCUUGUGUCAUCACCCAUCUUGCCCUGCGCUCCCAGGGAAAUGACUUCCUCACAGUUUUGAAAGCAACACCAGCAAGUGUGUUAGAAUUGGUGAUCUGCUUUUUCUCAGUCUGGUCUAUCUUUGGCCUCUCAGGGUUUCACACUUACUUAGUUGCCUCCAACUUGACCACCAAUGAGGAUCUCAAAGGGGCAUGGUCAAAUAAGAGGGGCUCUGAAUUUGCCAACCCUUACAGCCAUAAAAGUGUCCUCACCAACUGCUGUGCAGUGCUCUGUGGACCAUUCUAUCCCAGUUUAAUUGACAGAAGAGGAUUUAUCCAAGCAGAUGCCGGGACCCCAUCCACCCCUAAGAGUGAAAUCCCUUCCUUUGGAACAAAAUCAGAUGCCAGCAUGUGGGACUUCACCUGGACGUUGUAAACUUCUGCAGCGAAGCCUCUGUGACAUAGGGGAAGAGAGUCAAAAUUGCUUAGAGCCAAGAACGUCACAGCUUGGGAGGUGCCAGCUUCUUGGGAACAUUCUUGGAUGUCCUGUUACACGGAUAGUUUGAAACAGUGCAGUAACUUGCACAAAGAGCUGGUAUGGGGAAGGGGGUGGGGAGCAAUUAUACCAUCUCCAAAACUUCACUCCAGAUUGUUUUUAGACACAUUUAAACAAUACCCAUUGGUGUUAAGUGUGUCCUUCACGUUGCUCCAGGUGAACAGUGUACAGGGAUAAUUGGUGCUUGCCUAAGCCAUAAGGCAGAGGGAACCAUUUGAGGACACAGCACGCCUUCCCCUAGCAACGUGUUGCUUGCUGAGCGGGUUUGCCUGGGACAGCUCUCCUAAUCUUGGUGGGAGUGAGAGCAAUGCAUAGGACAUACAGUUCCCAGGAAGGAGCAUGAGCUGCUCUACAGAAUCAACAUAAGAAAGUGGUUUCUCAUUCUGGGAACAGACUCAGAGGUGUCCUCCUUUGCUUUCAGUUGAAUCAGGACAAUAGUCACAGGCUGAAUAUGGCCCAGCGAGGUUCUUUGCUUCAUAGAACCAGGCAAACCCACCUGAGAUUCUUAAAUGAUGGAAUACCAUCUCCUGGUGCACAAGAGUAGCAGAACUAUUUUUGUCAGGGUGGGAGAUCUACAUAAAGGAGACGUAUAAAGAACACAGAGGCCAGGUUCAAAGAGGAGUCUUCAAAGGAACUUUUUUGCCCAUUUGCAUUGUCAAAAACUGAAUGACAGUUCACUUGGAUCAAUGACUGCUCAUAUAGAGUGGAAGAGACGGUGGUUCUUCCUGUCCAACUGCCCUCUUACAGUGUGCCUCCCAUCCUGCUAUUUGAGCCCUUGUGUAAUAGGAAGGUUAAAUUCACAUUAAAUACUUGAAAUGUGUUUAUUAAAAGCUGCUGGAUAUUUUUGCACAAGUUUUGUAGAUUUUUCUAAGCAUUUUGUAAAAUAAUGUGCUACGUAAACCUGUUUUCACAGAUUCAUAAAACCAGGAUAAUUUUUUUAACAGUAUUGGAAUAUGUAUGUCAAAUAACUAGAUUCACAAAGAGCUGCCAACCAUUCCCUGGAGUUAGGAAAAGACAGGAAGUCUAUAGGACAUGUGAGGAAUGGAGUCUCUUUAUUCCUUUUAAUCUGAAGGAACUAGAGUUAAUGAGAAACAGAAGAGGAUUUUGAGUCUCAAAGGGACAAAUAAAGUACACGAAUGUGCCUUUCCCUACCUUGCUAUUUAAGAGAAUCAGGAAAGGAUGAACACUGCAUCUAUAUUUUUAAAAUUUGAAUCAGGAUAGAUCCUAUCUCAGGAAUGUGUCUUAAAAAGGAUGUAAACUAGGAAUCAGAUCUAGAACAAGUCUAGUCUUCCCUUCAACUUCUUCAUAUGUGCUCUUCAGGGCUGUGUGUGAGACACCCAUUAAUAAUUCUGGGUAGUGCCAUCCCUUUCAGCAAAAUAUUAUUGACACCUAUCAGUUGCCUCUGACCCGUCAGACUUCCUCAGCUGGCUGCACAUAGUAUCCUUGGUGGAGAGCUGUGAGGUUGCCACAGAGUCAACACUGUUAAAUUGGAUUGGUCUAGCUGCCUUCCCCACUGCUUCUGUGUACGUGCUGGGCUGGGGGGGGGGACGGAUUGCCAUUCUGAAUCUUGCACUC
This is a messenger RNA of Pogona vitticeps (central bearded dragon), 2697 nucleotides long. It is a transcript of the gene ZDHHC18, whose product is annotated as zDHHC palmitoyltransferase 18. The record is from RefSeq and is a predicted model, not a curated record. Gene Ontology annotation, cellular component: endoplasmic reticulum; Golgi apparatus. Gene Ontology annotation, molecular function: protein-cysteine S-palmitoyltransferase activity. Lineage: Eukaryota; Metazoa; Chordata; Lepidosauria; Squamata; Agamidae. Gene Ontology annotation, biological process: protein targeting to membrane; peptidyl-L-cysteine S-palmitoylation.